AUGCCUAACUCUCCCCUGGAAUCACCAACACUUCAGCCUGUUCCAGCACUACCUACUUGGGAAGACUGUCCUGAUAAUACUUAUGAGCAAGACCAAGGCUCAUUUGAGCCUUUUCAGCUUCCAAAAACAAUGGCAAGUGAAUGCAGGAAUCAUAUCUGCAUCACCUCCUGGAUUGAGAAGCUCCUCCAGAGGAUAGGAGAUGUGUUGUCUGCGACCAGGAUGGGGUCUACAAAUGUCAAGAUUGUCUUGGGGAGCCACUCUAUUGCACGAGAUGUUGCAGGAGUCAACAUUGUCGCAAUCCUUUCCACUGGAUCAGUCAAUGGAAUGGUCAAUUCUUCGAGCAAAGUUGUCUUGCUCAUGUGGGAUUUGUUCGAAGGAGACGAACCUGAAGACCAGCUUGAGCCUGAAGAUCUACCAUCUGUGUCGGGACCAGAGUUCCAGCCUAAGGAAAACACCAUGGUCAUCGUCGACAAGUCCGAAGUUCAUCGCCUUGAGACUAUGUUCACCUUCAGAGUGCUCGACAAUUUUCUAUUGGACAACCUAGAAUGCGACACCUCCGCAAUGAACUGUUACAGCAAGCUCUGGCGAAUGACCUCCAGCAUGUUUCCUCACCUUGUUCCGGCACUUGGCAAGGACCAAUACAGAGAGCUCAUGAGAGUCGCUCGACAGUGGAGGCAGUUGAAGACCAUGAAAUGGCAUGGCUUUGGCCAUUGUUCCAACACCCCAAAUGCUGGAGAUCUUGCAUUGUUUUGCCUGACAUUUUCUCAGCCUGGGAUCAACAUACCCUUGUCAGGGGAUGAAACACUUGAUGAACAAAUGAACAUGGACUACGCCCUUUGCGAGGCUGCCCAGCACAACACGGAAGGCAUUACCAGGGCUGUCACCUUUUAUGACAUCAACUGUCAAUACAACAAGCACCUUCAGGUUCGGGUGGAUCAAAGCCGAUUUCUUAAAAUGGUACCGGAAUUGACCAUCAUUCCUGGCAUCGGUUUGUGGCACAUGCAUGGACAUCAAGACAGCUGCUAUGUCCGAUAUGGGUCGAAUUUCAUUGAAGGCAUUGGCCAGAUAGAUGGAGAGAUCAUGGAGACUCUCUGGGCACAUCUCAACCUAAUUUCUCCCGCUGCUCGGGGAAUGUUGUCCCCUCAUCGACAGGAAUGUCUCAAUUUUCAGAUGAAUGAUUCCAACUUCUGCAAGAUGAUCCACAUGAAAAGGACCCUUUGCCAUAAAUACAAGCAGGCAAAAAAUUGA
Messenger RNA from Suillus bovinus, 1248 nucleotides. RefSeq lists its product as uncharacterized. The transcript is spliced from 6 exons. The coding region runs from base 1 to 1248 and encodes 415 amino acids. The record is from RefSeq and is a predicted model, not a curated record. Lineage: Eukaryota; Fungi; Basidiomycota; Agaricomycetes; Boletales; Suillaceae.